AUGAGUGGAGCUGUGCUUGUCGCUGUUGCUGCUGCUGUUGGCAACUUGUUACAAGGAUGGGAUAACGCAACAAUUGCAGGAGCUGUGUUGUACAUAAAAAAAGAGUUUAAUUUGGAGAGCAAUCCAUCAAUGGAAGGCCUAAUUGUGGCCAUGUCACUAAUUGGUGCUACUCUGAUCACAACAUGGUCUGGAGGCGUAGCUGAUUGGCUUGGUCGCCGUCCGAUGCUAAUACUGUCCUCGAUUCUCUACUUCGUUGGUUCUCUAGUAAUGCUAUGGUCCCCAAACGUUUAUGUGUUGCUCUUAGGCAGGUUGUUAGAUGGGUUUGGGGUUGGUCUUGUGGUCACACUUGUUCCUAUUUAUAUAUCUGAGACUGCACCUCCUGAGAUCAGGGGACUGUUGAACACGCUUCCCCAGUUCACUGGCUCUGGAGGCAUGUUCUUAUCUUACUGUAUGGUUUUCGGAAUGUCGUUGAUGCCUUCUCCUAGCUGGAGAUUGAUGCUUGGUGUCCUCUUCGUCCCUUCCCUUGUCUUCUUCUUCCUCACAAUCUUCUUCUUGCCUGAGUCCCCAAGGUGGCUCGUGAGCAAAGGUCGAAUGCUUGAAGCAAAGCGGGUUCUGCAGAGACUACGUGGGCGGGAAGAUGUGUCUGGUGAGAUGGCUUUGUUGGUUGAGGGUCUUGGGAUUGGAGGUGAAACAACGAUAGAGGAAUAUAUAAUCGGUCCUGCGGAUGAAGUUGGUGAUGAUCAUGAUUUAGCUGUGGACAAGGAUCAAAUUAAGCUGUAUGGUGCAGAAGAAGGCCUGACUUGGGUUGCUAGGCCAGUCAAAGGAGGAAGCACUGUGAGCAUUAUGUCUCGCCAUGGAAGUACACUGAGCAAGAGGCAAGGCUCGUUGAUUGAUCCUCUUGUCACGCUCUUCGGGAGCGUUCACGAGAAGAUGCCUGACACUGGAAGCAUGAGGAGUGCCUUGUUCCCACAUUUCGGGAGUAUGUUCAGCAUGGGAGGUCAACCGAGGAAUGAGGAAUGGGAUGAGGAGAAUCUCGUUGGAGAAGGUGAGGACUAUCCGUCGGACCGUGGGGAGGAUUCUGAUGAUGAUCUUCAUUCUCCUUUGAUCUCACGCCAAACGACAAGCAUGGAGAAAGACAUGGAGACUGGUCCUGGAACUCUUUCGACCUUCAGACAUGGAAGCCAAGUGCAGGGAGCUCACGGGGAAGGACCGGGUAGUAUGGGGAUUGGAGGAGGAUGGCAAGUGGCAUGGAAAUGGACUGAAAGAGAAGAUGAGUCGGGACAGAAAGAAGGCGGGUUCAAGAGGAUUUACUUGCAUCAAGAAGGCUUCCCGGGAUCUCGACGAGGCUCCAUCGUCUCAUUGCCCGGAGGUGACGGAACCGGUGAGACAGAUUUUGUGCAAGCUGCUGCUUUGGUUAGCCAACCGGCUCUUUAUUCCAAAGACCUUCUCAGAGAACAUGCAGUUGGUCCUGCUAUGGUUCACCCAUCCGAAACAGCUAAAGCCUCAAUAUGGCAUGAUCUUCAUGAUCCUGGAGUCAAACGUGCUUUAUUCGUUGGAGUCGGGCUUCAGAUACUUCAGCAGUUCUCAGGGAUCAAUGGAGUUCUUUACUACACACCUCAAAUCCUAGAGCAGGCAGGUGUUGGGAUUCUACUGUCCAACCUGGGGAUUAGUUCUUCCUCUGCAUCCUUACUUAUAAGUGCAUUGACAACCUUUGUGAUGUUACCUGCAAUAGCUGUUGCAAUGAGGCUCAUGGAUCUCUCUGGUCGAAGGACGUUGCUGCUCACCACGAUUCCAAUCUUGAUAGCAUCUCUACUAGUGUUAGUAAUCUCGAAUCUAGUUGACAUGAACAACAUGGUGCACGCGGUCUUAUCGACCAUAAGCGUCGUUCUCUACUUCUGUUUCUUCGUGAUGGGUUUCGGUCCUGCUCCAAACAUCCUCUGUUCAGAGAUCUUUCCAACUCGAGUCCGUGGAAUCUGCAUCGCCAUUUGCGCCCUCACUUUCUGGAUCUGUGACAUUAUCGUCACUUACAGUCUCCCUGUGCUGCUCAAAUCCAUUGGACUUGCCGGUGUGUUUGGAAUGUACGCGAUCGUCUGUUGCAUCUCAUGGGUCUUUGUGUACCUUAAAGUCCCCGAAACUAAGGGCAUGCCACUCGAAGUCAUCACUGAGUUCUUCUCUGUUGGAGCUAGACAAGCUGAAGCUGACAAAACCAACUGA
This is a messenger RNA of Thlaspi arvense, 2214 nucleotides long. NCBI's taxonomy places the organism in Eukaryota, Viridiplantae, Streptophyta, Magnoliopsida, Brassicales, Brassicaceae. The record is from the annotation of a GenBank genome assembly.